UGUCUCUUCGUGAAGAGAAUAAUUGCAUUAGAAUAAUUGCAUUCGCAUUAAUUUCACUAUUUUCGAGCAAUAGCGAUAUCGUUUAUUCUUCGCCGGAUGUUUCCAUCGAAUGUUUUGAAAAACGUCGCAUACGCAAGUACCUUUGUUGAUGCAUAUGGUGCCUAUAAAACGGCUUCGUUCAUCAGAAUGGCCUGUUACAGUUUUACUUACAUACCAAAAGUGACUUCGACGAAUAAUCGAAAAAUGGAGAUGAAAUUUCUUGUGAUUGUAUUUAUUAGCGUCGCGAUUGAAGCGCAAUGUCGCUCAGUCAUGUUCUCGAACACAGGAGACAUAAGCAAAGAAGCUCCUAUAAAUAUGCCAGAGCAACUGAAAGAGCUAAUUAUAUCAUAUGAGAAAAAUUUUGCGAAGCUCGUUAAUUUUGCCAUAAAAAUAAGCAGAAAUAAGAAUAAUAAUAAACAAGAGAUACAAUUUUUGAAUCAACUAGGCUUGCUUAUCGAUCAACUUACUCGAGAACAAUCAAAAGUGAGAAGUAUGUAUAUUAAACUUGACAACGGUACAAAUUCCACCUUGCAGACACCGAAUAUCAAAUCGACAAUGACAAGUGUGAAUAAUGUAAAAGAUUUAAUCGAUUAUAUGAAGGAGAUUGAUAUCGUUUAUCAAGAUGGAGAUAUUACUGAUGAACAUAUCCGAAUUAAGCGUGCUACUGAAGGAUACAAAGAAACUGAGUCUUUUGAAAUGCUAGAGGAACGAAUGACUAAUAUGUUAAUUGAUAUCCGUCAUCAACUGACGCAAAUUCAGAAAUGCUUAGAAAAGCUAUGCAAGAAACAUCAUUUGACAGACACCUCAGAGGAAAUAUCUGACGAUAAUAUUUUCCCCAAGAGUCAACCAAAUAAAGUAUCGAUUAUAUAGAAUAAAUACACUAAAGAAAAAAAUGCAUAUUAUCAUAUUAAAAUUCUAUACUGACUGACA
Molecule: messenger RNA, 969 nt
Organism: Camponotus floridanus (Florida carpenter ant)
Lineage: Eukaryota; Metazoa; Arthropoda; Insecta; Hymenoptera; Formicidae
Exons: 6
Coding region: 97-909 (270 amino acids)
Source: RefSeq, a predicted model, not a curated record